Messenger RNA from Trypanosoma grayi, 321 nucleotides. RefSeq lists its product as hypothetical. NCBI's taxonomy places the organism in Eukaryota, Euglenozoa, Kinetoplastea, Trypanosomatida, Trypanosomatidae. The record is from RefSeq and is a predicted model, not a curated record. The coding region runs from base 1 to 321 and encodes 106 amino acids. The transcript has a single exon.
AUGCUCCUCGCACUGUGCGAUGUAAUGGGCACAGCUCCGAAAGGUUCAACACGAGAUGGACCUUUGCUGGUGCUUGGUUUCUCUCCAAGAAUACGGGUUUCACUUAACUCUGGCACCAUGAUGUGUUUACCGCAUUUGCUGGGGAAGACGAAGAAUAUUUUUCAAAGUGGUGAAUUUGAAAGGUGCUUGGCAGUACUGGCCAUGCGCAUACUCACCGUUUCGUUGAUAUACGCCCCGCUAAUGGUGCACUUAAUUUUAGUUGGCUUUCGCGUCCUCUGGAACAGUGAGUCAUGUCUUUUUUUAAAAAUAGACAGAUUCUGA